AUGGAGUUGUGGAGGUCGGCGCCGGCCUCUUGCUCGGGCUUCGACUCGGUUUUCAAUGAGAUUGACGAGGACAUUCGACGAUUGCAACGAAAAGGAUCAUCCAAUACUGUUGGUGCUUUCUCUUCUCCGGCCUCAUCGAGUGCAAAUUUACACGAAAUGGACCCGCCACUGCACCAGAUGGCGUCGGUGGCUCAAUUUCAGAGAUUACGCGAGCUGUGCAUUGCUGUCCAGGAAUCAUCGGAUCAAGUGGAACGCUUCCGAGCACGAAUCGACCCGGAGGGACCGCUGAAAAACGACUACGAUCGCUAUCAAGAUGCCUCGAUUCUUCAAAACCAGGAGCUGUUGGUCGAACUGUUAAGGAGGCAAAUCAGCGAGUUGCGCAAAAGGAUCGCUCGACGGCGAAUUCUCAUCGCUGACAUUGUUGAGGAGAAGAUAGCACGAGAAAUAAAGAUGAAACAAUUGGCGAACGAUGUGGAAAGAGCAAAGGAUAAAGCAAGUCUUGAUGACGACGAGAUCUUGCGAGUUGGCCGACACUGUGACAUCAUGCGGACGUUGAUCAAGAAGAGGAGACGGGAAAUGAUCGAUGAGCUCUUUCGAGCCUACAAGAUUCAGGUUGACAUGCUCCAAUCGCCGACGAUCAACGGGAAGAAGCCCUGCUCGUGUAUUCAAGUGGAUUCAAUUGCGGGAGUGCACUUGCCUCGAACGGAAUCGAUACUCACUCAUCCGGAGCCGGAAGUCGCAGCAGCACUCGGCCACGUGGUGAAUCUGAUGCGGUGUGUGAUGUGGGUGCUCGAUACUCCUUUGCCGUUUCCGCUGACUUUUGUCGGAUCGAGAAGUCAAGUGUAUGAUGCGAGGAAGGAUAAGAAAUAUUCAUUGUUCGGAAUGAAGAGCAAACUGGAAAGAGCGCAGCUUGAAUUCGCCAUGCAACUUCUCAACGCGAACAUUCGUCAAUUACGCCUGCAUUUCGGCUUCGAUACGCAAAGUCCGACUGGGACGCUCAAGUUGCUUUUUGAGAUCCACCAAUGGAUUGUCGGGAAUAAUUUGCGUCCAUCACUCGAUCGUCCUUUUACAUCUGUAUUCUCUCCGGCUGCGUUGAUCGAACGGAGAAACAGCGAGGAAACGAUUGCGGAUAAUGUCAGAAACGAGUCGACUCGCCUCUUGCACACUUUGGAUGUCUCUCAACUGUGCAUCGACGAUUUACCGCCGACAAAUGCUUAUCGGGAGAGAACAGUGACUAUCGGCGAGGAGGCAGUGGAUUUGGAUGAAGAGUCGCCCGCGACGAAAUCGACCAAUUCUUUCAUCGACACCGCCAUCGGGCUG
Molecule: messenger RNA, 1320 nt
Organism: Mesorhabditis belari
Lineage: Eukaryota; Metazoa; Nematoda; Chromadorea; Rhabditida; Rhabditidae
Source: the annotation of a GenBank genome assembly